UCAGUGUCAUAUGUAUGUAUAUAUGUGUGUAUAUAUAUAUACAUUGUGUAGUUGUGGGAGCAGUAAUACAUGAAGAUAACACAAUGUUACAGGUAGACAGAAGCGUGCGUUGUGAUUAUUAUCAGAGUGAAGUGUGUCUGUUGUUGUUGUUGUUGUUGUCGUGUUGCAGAUGCCGUCCUGUGGCUGUUUGCUGUUUCCCUUCAUGAUGUUCUUCAUGUUGCUUCACUGCGAUGGACAGGGAUCUCCACGGCAGCGGCGCGUAGUCCGACCCGCCUCUUGGGCUCCGGUGAGUCUGCGCUCUCCACCCAGGGGGGCGCUGAAGGCGAAGCUGUUCCGGCUGGAGGAUCCGAGAGUGACGGAGAAGGAGGUGAUGCAGCCAAAGAGGAGGAGGAGCUUCUCUGGGACCAACGCCCCACUGGACCGCAUCUCGGCGGGGGCCAUGGAAACCCAGCAGGGAGGGGCCAAGCAGAGAAAGGCAGCGGAGCCGCGGCGGCGAGUCAGUCCGCCUCCCGUCGACCGGAUCGGAAUCAGUCGCCUCCCGAGCAGGAGAGGGUGACCACGCCCCCUGCCUGUGGCAGCCCCGCCCCCACCAGCGCUCAGGCGUUGUUGGCUCCGCCCCCCUCCAUCACCCACCAAGCCGACCGUCUCGACUCUUUGGACUUAUUGAUCCGGCAGGACGUCCCGCCGAGAGACGUCUCCACGGCAACUGCAUCGCAUUUACGACAACGUCCGAAUCACAAGAAGCUGGGCGACGUUUUUAGGCUUUGAGGCCCUCUAGCGGCCGUUAGAAGAAGCGCAUCUUGGAAAUGACAGAGAAAGGAAGACAUUUCCGGGGUCAGAGGUUCCUCACUGGUUCCUCACUGGUUCCUCACCGCACGACGUGAACCAUUAAACACGGUUUGAAUCCUGGGUCUAGACGUCUGGUCCAGUUUCACCAGCUUCCCUGUGUGCUAAUUAUGCUCAAUAAAAAUGAAAUGAUCUGCA
Molecule: messenger RNA, 984 nt
Organism: Gasterosteus aculeatus aculeatus (three-spined stickleback)
Lineage: Eukaryota; Metazoa; Chordata; Actinopteri; Perciformes; Gasterosteidae
Gene: ostn
Product: osteocrin
Biological process (GO): hormone-mediated signaling pathway
Molecular function (GO): signaling receptor binding
Source: RefSeq, a predicted model, not a curated record